GCAAUAGAUUCAGCGUGGUGGAAACGAGUCAAAAUCCAUGAGGAGAAACUUUUAGGGGAGGCAAAUCCUCUUUACCAAACCAUCACCACCACAGUUUCAUCCCAUUAUUCUUCUCUCCGAUUUCUCCAUUUUUCUCUCUUUUACUUUUUCUGAAGUCAAAAUUUUCUCUGCUCAAUUCCACUACUAGAGGAAAUUUUCCCCUCUAGCAUUGAUCCCGUUUCAUUUCCCUCAUCUCUCACCCUUUUAUGUGCAUGUAUGUCUGUGUCUCUGAACCUUCCUGCCUGAGAUUGUAGAUCUUGGUGUCGGUGGUGGGCGAUCGGAGUUCAUGUCUCCCUCGAAUGGUUUGCAGAACCGAGAGGCCGUUGGUGGUGGGCUCAAUUAUAUAGAGCACCGGGUUUCCAAAUUUGACACUCUUGCCGGUGUGGCCAUCAAGUAUGGCGUUGAGGUAGCUGACAUUAAAAGGAUGAAUGGGCUAGCCACGGAUCUUCAAAUGUUUGCAAUGAAGGUAUUGCGGAUUCCAUUACCAGGACGACAUCUGCCAUCAUCUAGUCAACCUAAUGGAUCUGCCAAGUUCGGGGAUGAUCGCCCAGACAGGAGACCUCCUCAUAUAGGUCAAUCGGGUAUGCAGGAAGCUUUCCAGUCUCUGAGACUGAAAGCUCCCCGACAGAGCAUGUCACCAACAAUGACCACCUUACAGCAAUAUUAUGGGCUCAAAUCUUUAAAUCCCAGGGGUACAUCUGAAGGAACAGAAAUGGCAGUAUAUUCAUCUACUGGUUCAAAUUAUUUCAGAGAGGAUUGGCUUCCCAAAGCCUCGCCAAUGUCAGAUAUGCCACCUGGUUUACUCACUGGGAACAGUGCAGUGCCUGAGUAUGUACCUCUUGUAGAAAUUGGGGAUGGAGGAGGUGAUAAGUCAGAUGAGAAAUCUGUCCGCAGACGACAGAAACCUGAAGUUGAUAGUGGAGCUGGUACCCCGGAAAAGCUAUGGAAAGAAGAAAACACUGGUGGGACCAGUGGUUUCUCUCCUUCAACAGGGAAAGGCUUAGCCAUGAGGCCAAAAUCAGCUAGCCGAAAUCUGCUACAUUCUGAGUCAGAGUCAGGAUCCUUAGAUUCAAUUCCAAUAGGGCUGGGAGAAUCUAUAAUGAUUGAUGGACUUUCUACUGUGCAUAAAUCUUCAAGUACAUCAAGCUUUAAGGAGCAGGAAAAGAAUAACUCAGCAACAGUCUGGCCAACUGGAUGGAGUUUGAAAACAGACUUGCAAGCUCUUUCAACUGCAUCUAUCGCCAAACCUAUCUUUGAUGGCUUACCUAUACCGAUAACUGGUCGCAGGAGCAAAGCUGCCCUUGAUUAGGGUAAUCCAUUCCCAUUCUUUGAGCCAAUUUAUUUUUUGACACUACAUAAAGGUAAGGGGGAAAAAAACUACAAGAUGUAUUCCUUCUGUUGAUCAAGCUUGAAGAGAGAAAAGAAAAAAAAAAAUCAAA
Molecule: messenger RNA, 1478 nt
Organism: Prosopis cineraria
Lineage: Eukaryota; Viridiplantae; Streptophyta; Magnoliopsida; Fabales; Fabaceae
Exons: 3
Coding region: 326-1348 (340 amino acids)
Source: RefSeq, a predicted model, not a curated record